This is a messenger RNA of Rotaria sp. Silwood2, 234 nucleotides long. The record is from the annotation of a GenBank genome assembly. NCBI's taxonomy places the organism in Eukaryota, Metazoa, Rotifera, Eurotatoria, Philodinida, Philodinidae.
AUGCAGAAUUCUUGUCGUAAACAUCCGUCUAUAUAUCAAUCAAUUUAUGAUCUUAAAACUGAACAACAUGCUAAUAUUAUUUUUGCUGAAAAAGCUGAAGCUGGAACUAUAAAAAUUGUUAAACGUGCUUUAUAUGAAGAAAUAGACGAACAGCUCCAAAAUCUAGUUGUUAAUUUUAAUUUAUAUCCUCGAAAAGAAUAUUUCAAGAAAGCCAGAGCUUUAUUUAAUUUUUAA